Molecule: messenger RNA, 2821 nt
Organism: Notothenia coriiceps (black rockcod)
Lineage: Eukaryota; Metazoa; Chordata; Actinopteri; Perciformes; Nototheniidae
Gene: nek8
Product: NIMA-related kinase 8
Exons: 15
Coding region: 35-2125 (696 amino acids)
Biological process (GO): protein phosphorylation; animal organ morphogenesis
Cellular component (GO): cilium
Molecular function (GO): protein kinase activity; ATP binding
Source: RefSeq, a predicted model, not a curated record
UGCCUGGAGACGACGGAAACGUUUGGGAGCAGCGAUGGAGAAGUAUGAGAAAAUCAAAGUUGUCGGGAGAGGAGCUUUCGGUAUUGUUCACCUGUGCCGCAGGCGAGGUGACGGGGCCUUUGUCAUCCUGAAGGAAAUCCCAGUGGAGCAGAUGUCACGAGACGAACGUCUGUCGGCUCAGAACGAGUGUCAAGUCCUUAAACUGCUCAACCAUCCAAAUAUUAUAGAGUACUAUGAGAAUUUCCUAGAAGACAAAGCCCUCAUGAUAGCUAUGGAGUAUGCACCAGGUGGAACUCUGGCGGAUUACAUACAGAAGCGUUGUAACUCCCUGCUGGACGAGGACACUAUCCUUCACUUCUUUGUGCAGAUCUUACUUGCCCUGUACCACGUCCACAACAAACUGAUCUUGCACAGAGACCUUAAGACUCAGAAUAUUCUUCUUGACAAGCACCAGAUGAUCGUCAAAAUUGGUGACUUUGGUAUCUCCAAAAUCCUUGUCAGCAAGAGCAAAGCUUAUACGGUUGUUGGGACCCCAUGUUACAUCUCCCCAGAGUUGUGUGAAGGAAAGCCAUAUAACCAGAAGAGUGACAUCUGGGCCUUGGGCUGUGUGCUCUAUGAGCUAGCGAGCCUCAAGAGAGCCUUCGAGGCUGCGAAUCUACCCGCACUCGUUCUAAAGAUCAUGAGUGGAACAUUUGCUCCAAUUUCCGACCGGUACAGCCCAGAGCUGCGACAGCUCAUCCUCCACAUGCUCAAUCUGGAUCCAUCCAAACGGCCCCAGCUUAAUGAAAUAAUGGCUCUCCCUGUAUGCAUCAGGCCCCUGCUAAAUCUCUACACGGAUAUAGGCAACGUCAAAAUGCGCCGGAUUGAGAAACCGCUGUCUAGUAUGCACACUGGAACUCAGGGUAGACAAGGAGGCAGAGUUCCUACCAACAGGUCCAGAGAUGGAUCAGUGGGUUUAGGGUCAGGGAAGGUUCAUUCUCUCCUGCUGUCGUCAGUGUACACGUGGGGAAGUGGAAUCUCAGCACCUCUCCGACUGCCGAUGCUCAACACCGAGGUGCUUCAAGUGUCUCUGGGCCGCACUCAGAGGAUGGGGGUGACCAAGUCUGGCCGUCUGAUUACAUGGGAGGCUCCAUCAGUGGGUUCUGGUGAGGCCGGUCUGCCCGGUGUGGUGGAGCAGCUGCAGCCUCAGUUCAUUUCACGUUUCCUUGAGGGUCAGUCUGGAGUUACCAUCAAGUCUGUGUCCUGUGGCGAUCUUUUUACCACCUGCAUGACAGACAGGGGCAUUAUUAUGACGUUUGGAAGUGGGAGCAACGGCUGUCUGGGACAUGGAAACUUCAAUGAUGUAACACAGCCAAAGAUAGUUGAGGCCCUCCUCGGCUACGAGCUGGUUCAGAUGUCCUGUGGUGCUUCCCACGUAGUCGCUGUGACCAAUGAAAGAGAAGUAUUUGCCUGGGGAAGAGGAGACAAUGGUCGCCUCGGGCUAGGUAACCAAGACUCCCACAACUGUCCACGGCAGGUGUGUUUACCUGUGGAAUUUGAGGCCCAGAGGGUGAUUUGUGGAGUCGACUGCUCAAUGAUUAUCAGCACCCAGUACGGCAUUGUGGCCUGUGGAAGCAACAGGUUCAAUAAGCUCGGGUUGGAUAUAAUAACAGCUGGAGAGGAAUCAAAUCCCUCGGAUCAGUUAGAAGAAGUCAACUCUUACACUCAUGUCCAAUCAGCCCCACUCGACAGUGAGAAGAUUGUUCACAUUGACAUUGGGACAGCCCAUUCUGUUGCAGUCACAGAGAGGGGUGAGUGUUUUACGUUCGGCAGCAACCAGCACGGUCAGAUGGGCUGCAGCUCCCGUCGCAGCAGCCGUGUUCCCUACCUGGUGCCCGGGCUGCAGGGCAUCACCAUGGCCGCCUGUGGAGACGCUUUCACCUUGGCUAUCGGAUCUGAUGGGGAGGUGUACACCUGGGGAAAGGGUGCCCGCGGCCGCCUCGGAAGAAAAGAGGAGGAUUCUGGGAUACCAAAGGCGGUGCAGCUUGACGAAAGUCACCCAUUCACGGUGACAUCGGUAGCUUGUUGUCAUGGCAACACCCUGCUGGCAGUGAAACCUUUGCUUGAGGAACCUGUCCAGAGAUGAUUUUGUCCUAAAAACAAACACACCCCCACUUAGCAGUCGUCCUGCAGUCUGGCAGUGGCCUGAGGUGAAGCUUCCUCUGAAUAUAACUCUUCCCAGAGGCCCAUCUGUGCUGCAGUUGAAAGAUUUCCUUUCACACUGCAGCUGCGGCCUCAGAUUCUCACUUGGUCUUCCUCUCCAUCAAGUUUUUUUCUCUCUUCUGUUUGUUUCGUUCAACAGUUUGAUAUCUUACAGAAAAGCACAAAAAAGCUGUGUGUAGCAGCAGGUAUGUCACAACAGGUUAGAUAAGAGAAAUGUUGCAACCCUGUCAGCUACUUAAUAUGGAUUACAGGAUGUCAUUAGCCAGCUUUCAUGUGGAGAGCUAUUGUCCUCUCUCACAUGCAGAGUUAGCAUGAUAAAGGCCAGAAAAAGUCAAACUGGUUUGAGCUUCCUUAAGCCACCUAUGAAGAGUGAAAGCCACUUCAGUGUCAUCAGUCGAGUGAACCAAACACAGUGACCUCGAUCACGCCGUCAGCGAUCACAUUGUAUAUUAUUGGAUUAGUCCUCCGGUACAUUUGUAACUCAAAGGCUGCGCUCAAACCAGAUAACGCUGUUGUGUUCAUCUUUAAAACUUAAUGUGUCGGAAAAUAGUGCCUCGUUCACUACUCAGCAGGUGGCAGGGGUUGGUCACAAGUAAAGUCGUUUUUAAAAUAAAUUAUA